AUGUGUGAACUUCCGGUAGUUCGAUGUUCUCCUAAUUUCUGCUUGAAUGGUGGUAUUUGUGAAGACACCCCUGGUAAACCAGAUUGUGAUUGUCUUAAGGAUUUUACAGGUGACAGAUGUGAGAUUCAAAUUAAUCCUUGUGAUUCUUCCCAACCACCUUGCCAGAAUCAAGCCAAAUGUAUACCCAGUGGUAUCGACUACGAAUGUGUUUGUCCUCCAAAUCUCAACGGGAAGAAUUGUGAAAAUGUAAUUGACCCUUGUUUCCCAAACACCUGUCUGAAUAAUGGUGUUUGCGAAAAGAACGACAUUGAAGCACCACGAUGUUCUUGUAAAGCUCCAUUCACUGGUCUACGUUGUGACAGUUUAACUGAUCCAUGUACUGGACAAGAGUGUCAAAAUGGCGGAAUAUGUACAUCUAAUGGAGCAUCUUUCAAAUGUACAUGCGCUCCUGGAUUUACUGGUCUUACAUGUUCAGUUAAAGUAGACCUUUGUACUCCCCAAUCGUGUUCAAACAAUGGUGUUUGCAGCACCAUAGAUGGUGGUAUUCAGUGCAAAUGUUCUUUUGGAUUUACUGGACCAACCUGCUCUGUUCAGGAAGACUUUUGCGCUACAGAGUCAUGUUUAAACAAUGGUGGUUGUUCCAUUGUGGAGGGAAAAGUUCAAUGUACGUGUCGGGAUGGAUUUACCGGCCUGAAAUGCGAAGGUGUGGUUGACUUGUGUACACCUGAAUCUUGCUUAAACAAUGGUAUUUGCAGUACAACAAAUUCCCAGAUUAUGUGUAAAUGUCCAAAUGGUUUUUCUGGUCUGAGAUGUGAAGUUGAAUUGGUUAGCCAUGCAAAAAUGGCGGAACAUGUCUUCCCAACAAAAUGCUGUUUACCUGUAACUGCACUAAAGAAUUUACAGGAGCGACAUGUGAGACAAACCUAUGUAAAACCAUUGACUGUUUAG
Lottia gigantea (owl limpet) is the source of this 948-nucleotide messenger RNA. RefSeq lists its product as hypothetical. The transcript has a single exon. NCBI's taxonomy places the organism in Eukaryota, Metazoa, Mollusca, Gastropoda, Lottiidae. The record is from RefSeq and is a predicted model, not a curated record. Gene Ontology annotation, molecular function: calcium ion binding. Gene Ontology annotation, cellular component: protein-containing complex; plasma membrane. The coding region runs from base 1 to 948 and encodes 315 amino acids. Gene Ontology annotation, biological process: heterophilic cell-cell adhesion; establishment or maintenance of epithelial cell apical/basal polarity.